AUGAGCGGCGCGGAUGGCAAUGCCGCGGCGCCGCAGCCGCCGGCCAAGCGCCCGAGGAUCGACAACGGCGAUGGGCGGCCGGACGAGUGGGUGGCCAGCGCCAACGAUGCCCUCCGGUUCCACCUGCUGGACGAUUUCCCGCCGCGGUCGGCGGGCACGGAAUUAGAUCACGGCCGCGGCGAGGUGUUCAGUCCGGAGUACACGCAUCAGGUGUUCGGCGAAGAAGAGGAGAUUCAUGGGUACAUGGGCUUGCGCGUGGACGUCUGGUUGAGCGCCAGGACGUUCUUCGCGAUGGCGAGCGUGGCGUUUGAGCGCAGGCGACCACAGAGCGAGGACGUGAUGGGGAAGAUGGGGGCGGCGUGGGGGGCGGGGCUGACGUCCGGCAGGGAGGAGUUCGAGCGGGCGGUGGGCGGGGAGCCGGUGGCGGACUUUAUGGCGGAAGGACGCGUUGUGGGCAGGAGGCCACAGCCGGAGGGGGAGACGGUGGUCGUCUGCGCGAGGCUGAGCACCGCAUCGGACGCCCUGAAGGCCCUGCACGCCCGCAUGGAGCCCCUGCUGUUGUACUUUGUUGAUGGAGCAUCGUCGAUUGACAAUGGAGACCCCAAAUGGGACAUUUACCUUGCUCUGCAGCAGCAAGGAGACACAACCCGUGUGGUCGGUUUUAGCACUGUCUACAACUUCUAUGUCUUCCCAGACAGUGUGCGAAAAAGGCUGGCACAAAUCCUUGUGCUGCCACCAUAUCAGAACAAUGGUGUGGGGACUCUCCUUGUUGAGGCCGUGUACUCUGGUGCCAAAGAAGAGAACGCCAUGGAUGUAACGUUGGAAGAUCCUACAGAUGAGGUGAAGCACAUCCGCGACAAGCUGGCACUGAAAUCCAUGCUUGAAUGCACAUGGCUGAGGCCACUUGUGUCACAGUACACGUUGGCAGCCACAUCUGGUGAUGAGCCCAAUGGUGCCUCCCUAGAAGAAAACACCCAGAAUGACAUGGCAACAGCUCCCAGUGCCAGCAAUAGCACUGCGACCUGCAGGAGCAAAAGGAAUCGGCUGGCGAUUCCUGGCCAGGCAGGGCGAAGGUUACAGCGCGAGUUGAAGAUCCCCAGUUGCCAGAUUGCUUGUCUCUGGGAGUCCAUCUUGUACCUGGCAGCUGUUGCUGAUGGAAAGGACGUGGCCCCCAUCGAGUCAUUAGUCAAGCACAGACUUCAAACGAUGAUGAAUGUGAAGGCAGAAACCGAGAAGCUCAUCUUUGGCGACAAGACUCCGGAUGGAGGCGAGGCAGAUGGCUUCAUUCUGUUAAAAUGCAGGAAUGUACCACAACAAUUCAUAGCAGGCAGCAUGACUGCAUCUGAGUUUGCGUCAACAGAGCAGAAAGAAGUGCUCCUGGCCAAUGCGGUGAAGGAGCGAAUGCAGGAAAUAGAUGAUCUGGUUUCAAACAUCCUGGAGUCAGCGUGA
Molecule: messenger RNA, 1449 nt
Organism: Ostreobium quekettii
Lineage: Eukaryota; Viridiplantae; Chlorophyta; Ulvophyceae; Bryopsidales; Ostreobiaceae
Source: the annotation of a GenBank genome assembly